Messenger RNA from Amoebophrya sp. A120, 2082 nucleotides. Lineage: Eukaryota; Dinophyceae; Syndiniales; Amoebophryaceae. The record is from the annotation of a GenBank genome assembly.
AGUAGAAUUCCCCCACCCCUAGCAUGCCGUUCAAUUUUCUUCAUCAAGCAGUUGUUUUCAUAGUCCCAUUAUCACCGUAUCGUAUCCUGACCUUCACGAAAGAGCAACAUAAUAAAUUCGUAAGUUUGCAACCUCUUGUUUCGUCCCUCAUCGUUUAUGUAGAUAAAUCUAAAUUUCGUUCCAGGUCGCAAAGCGCAGGAGCGAGCAGUAGCAAACAUUAUGGGGAGCAAAUACGGUAUCCAACGAAAAAACUGUUUCACUGUGAGCAUUUUGCAAGAACCGCAUCACAAGUUUGUUACACAUGACACAGAAAAUUUGCCAUGCACGUUUCCCAAGGGAAAACACGCUUGAAAAUCCAAUGUCUUGCUGGUGUAGCAAGACAAAUAGUUCUGCGUUCCAUUUUCUGCAUCACAAGUUCACAGUGAAACAGUUUUUUCGUACGAUAUACGGUGGAAUUCUCUCGGUCGGGAUGACCCUGUCCCAAGCGAAGAAUCGGAAGUCAAAUCUGAAUUCCGAUAUCAAAUGUAAAAAUGUCUGGGUCUGGAAGAUUUCCAGGUUUGUCAUGCACAUUUUGCAUGACUUCUGAUAUCUGUGACGCAUGCCCUAGCAUCACAGAUUUUGUGAGGGCUUCCUGAUGCCUAUACCGAAUGACAAAUGCUCUUUCCGUGUAGCAAAACUUGGACUCUCUUUGCUGCCCAUGCAAUACAGAUUUUUUUAGAAUUUAAAAUCAGCAUGACAAGUUGCAUUCUUCCAUACCCAGACAUUUUUACAAUCCAUAUCCGAGUAUGCUGUGUAACUCAUUCGAUUUGAUGUCACCUGCAGAUCUUGCUUCUGCUUGAUUGUUGCCACCUCAACUUAUUGAUGUUUUCUUGCAUGGAUCAUGUUCAUGGUUGUGUGCAUGGCAUCAAAUAGUGUAGUUGUAGUUCUUCUACCGUCCGCGUUUGAUGUGUUUGUGUAACUGUGAGACUACUCAAAUUGAGGACGGCAACGGUCUUGCUGGUGACGUUAAUCAAUUUUCCGUAGCAUACCAGAGCGCUUAUCCCAGAGAAAAAAGCUGGCAGGGCAUAUUUGUAAUGCAAAAAUAAAUAGACAAAAAAUAAAAAUCUGCACUGCAUGCCCUAAACAGCAUGCUAUGGCCUCGCCCAUGACAGAUUUUUCUGUGUAUUUAUUUUUGCAUUACAAAUCUGACCUGCCAGCUUUUUUCUGUGGGAUAGCGCUGGCGAAAUACCGGAAGAAGAUCGCCGACAUCGAUAUCACAAAGAAAAGUGUUAUACGUUAACGGUUUUGACAGAUUUUUGCAGUCAUGCAUCACAAAUGUAGCCCAUUAUGCAUGCUGUGCAUUACAAAUUUUAGCAUGUUUUGUGAUGCACCAUUGCUGCAUCACAAGUUCCGUUAACGUUAACGCUUUUUGCUGUGAUAAUCGAGUUCAAAAGGUCGGACUCUGCACCACCUGCAGGACCGGUCAAGACUUUCUUCCGGCGCCUGCGCUACCGUUCCUGGUCCUUCAGGUUGGGGUGAGCAGCGGCCAGAUCAUGAUGACCGAGUAAUAGAAGAACACAGGCUUUAUGUUUUGGAAGUACAGCGGAACAAACUGGUGCUUGGUGACAACAUACAACGUGCCACACGACCGAGGCAGGUGGAGCGAGCAGGAAAAAAAAAUACGUACAAGUCGCAGGCCAGCAUGCACGGUGGAUAACUCGAGUUCGCAUAAAAAUAGUGUUUUCCAACGAAAAUUUGCAAAAAAAGCUAGAAGGCAGUGGUCCACGACACCUCCCCGCUGGAUCCCAGCACCACGUGGCCAUUCUACUUCCUUGAAUUUUUUCGAUUUUCGAUCAACGUUUAUUUCGAGUGAAGAUGUUGGGUCCUGACGUCUCGGUCUCUUGUAGUCCGUCGUGUGUAAAACAAACGUAGAAGUUGUUAGUCCAAGCAGUUUGUAAUGCUAAUAUUCCACGAAAGAACUGAUAUAGGCCCUUCCCUGUUUGUGAUGCUCGUCCUGCUUUCUUCGACGCAGUUGAUCUAACGACGAUGAAAGAAAAUAGACUUCUGUAGAAGUGCUAGUUUAUUUCACAUCGCAUAUUUUUU